UCUGAAGAACUGCCGUCUGUUCGUGGCGUUGGAGACAGGCCAACAAAGGAAGGAGAGGCUGCUAGCCGAUAUGACUCCGUAGAUGACAAUGGACUUGACAUCGAAGGCGACACAAGCGAAUGUCCAGAUGAUGCAAUGUUUACCGUUCAAACGCUUGCAAAUCGCUCGACUGGGCUUCACAACGGUAAAACGGAGCCCAACUCAGAGAUCGGGAAAAAGACAACUACCGCAUCUGUGGAUGCCGACUGAAAACGACUUAACUAAGCCAUUGCCCUUGCAGCAGCUCGUAUGAUA
Molecule: messenger RNA, 294 nt
Organism: Cylicostephanus goldi
Lineage: Eukaryota; Metazoa; Nematoda; Chromadorea; Rhabditida; Strongylidae
Source: the annotation of a GenBank genome assembly